AUGCCCUCAAAGAGGUCUGCCAUGCGGCCAUGCCGAGGACGCUUCGCAGAGCCCAUCGCGGGCGAUCCGCCCUGGGAACUCCAGGCGGAGGUGCUUGCAGAGGUGUACGGCUUCCGGGCCGAGGCGAGAGACCGCGGCGACCGUCCAGGAACCAAUCCUAGAGAUCCUAUCGAAAUAAACAAGAAUAGUAUUACAUUAGAAGCUGUAGCGCCACUCAUCUCUUCAAAAAAUACGGCUAUCAUUGUUCACGGACAUAGAGGAUCUGUAACUACUUCCUUAAACCCGACGGUCAAGGAUGCUUUCCUCAGGAAUCAAGAUUUAAACGUCAUUGUAGUAGACUGGUCAUCGUACGCAUCGCAAUCUUACGCUGUUGCUGCGGGAGCCGUCCCAAGUGUUGGUGUCAGCUUGGCUGAUUUGAUCAAACAAUUAGUUGACGUUACUGCUGUGUCUAUUAACUCCUUGCAUCUAGUCGGUUUUGAUCUCGGCGCUCAUAUCGUCGGUUUUGCUGGAAGGAUUCUCGAUGGAAAAGUCGCAAGAAUAACUGGACUGAGUCCAGCUGCACAGAGUUGGGGAAGCAACUCUCAACGUCUGAACAGUAAUGAUGCUAAUUAUGUGGAAGUUAUUCACACCGAUGCUGUUGGUGUUUUGGGCCAUGGUAUUGGUGACCCUGUUGGUGAUGUAGACUUCUUUGUCAACGGUGGAACUGGACAGCCUGGCUGUUUCCUUAACAAUUACUGUAGUCACAACCGUGCGUGGGAAGUGUUCGUUGCCACACUCACCAAUAAUCAUUUACUCGGAAAUCAAUGUGGAAAUUGGCUCCAAGUUACACUGAACACUUGUCGUGGCUACACUCUCCCGAUGGGAAAUAACGAUUUUAACAAACUUGGGUCUGGAAUGUUCCGUGUUAAUACCAGAAGAACAUACCCCUUCUAAUGGAUGGCACAACACUUUGUGACUAUUCACCAAACCAAGCUUUGUAUAUAUAUUUUAUUAAGGUCGGCU
Nymphalis io (European peacock) is the source of this 1002-nucleotide messenger RNA. RefSeq names its product phospholipase A1 member A-like. Gene Ontology annotation, molecular function: lipase activity. NCBI's taxonomy places the organism in Eukaryota, Metazoa, Arthropoda, Insecta, Lepidoptera, Nymphalidae. The transcript has 5 exons. The coding region runs from base 1 to 933 and encodes 310 amino acids. The record is from RefSeq and is a predicted model, not a curated record.